GUUGCCGCACGCUACAGUGCGAACGCGACCUUUGCAAACGACAAACCGAUAUAAAAUAAACACUCUUCGCGCGGAAUAUACUAUAUAGUUUUAUAGUAUAGCGCGCGCGAACGUCGAAAACUGUGCGUACACGAAUAAUAAAAUAAACGCAACGAAAACUUUGUAAGCGGAAGCAGUGCUAUGACGUAAAUCCGAAAUUUAAUUUUGGUUUUUAAGCAGGAAUAUUUUAUAGGUGGAUGUGACUUCAAGAAAGUAAGAGCUCCAGCGUAUUCUCGAAAUGACCAAAAGCGGAUACACUUGUGUCAGGCACAUCUUCUGCUGGCUGAACGUCAUACUAUGGAUAACAGGAUGUGGCAUUUUAGGUGUCGGCAUUUGGCUGAGGAUCUCAUACGAAGGAUACACAAAUUUACUACCUCAAUACGCUUUACUUAGUGCGGAUUCCUUAGCAAUAGUCGUAGGGGCUAUUGGCGUCGUCCUAGCUUUCUUCGGCUGUUGCGGGUCCUGGUUCCAAAGCAGAUGCAUGCUCAUCACGUAUUUUGCUUUAGUCGUGUUCAUUUUCAUGUCGGAAUUCCUUAUGGGAUCCGUAGCGUUCGUUUUCCGCGAAGGAAUCGGACACGUCCUUAAAGAAGAACUCACCAACGGCUUGAAACAUCACUACAACAUCACGGCGCACGGUCCGAAUAGUUUGGUCACAAUUUGGGAUCAUCUUCAAUCAGAAUUCCAUUGCUGCGGCAUUCGAGAUUACGUUGAUUGGUAUCUGAUCGAUGCGUGGCCGGAUCAGAAAUGGGUACCAGAUUCCUGUUGUCUUCCUGGUGCGGAACAUUCCGUUUUUGCAGGCGAUCAUUGCGGACAAUCGGGUAAUCAGGAUUUGUGGUACGCAAAAGGAUGUUCGGAUCAGAUCCACAUGUGGUUCAUGCAGAGAUUGCACAUCAUUGGCAUCGUCGGUUUAGUUGUAGCCUUCAUUCAGCUAUUUGGCUUGAUAUGUUCGAUGUUACUGUUCUGCACGGUGAAGCACAAAAGAACGUCCCACUCGUACAAAUCAUAUGAUACCAAUUAAUUCCAUCGUACCAACGAAUUAGUGGUUCUCCGCUUCAGUAGAUUUAAUUAUGGAGUUUUCGAUUCGCAAAUGAACUUCCUUAUAGCCGAAGUUCAUUCGUUCAACAACCGAGGACUAUAUUAGUCUUCCCUCGCUCUUGGUCCAACUCGGUCAAAGGUCAAUGAGAUUAUAUUACUGUUAGAAAUUCAUUACCAAUUAGGGAUUUUAUCGAAUGCGAUUUUUUAGUUUUUUUUUUUAAUGUAAUUCAAUAUUAAAUUUAUAUC
Messenger RNA from Nicrophorus vespilloides, 1320 nucleotides. Its product is annotated as tetraspanin-9. The coding region runs from base 278 to 1057 and encodes 259 amino acids. NCBI's taxonomy places the organism in Eukaryota, Metazoa, Arthropoda, Insecta, Coleoptera, Silphidae. The record is from RefSeq and is a predicted model, not a curated record. The transcript has 6 exons. Gene Ontology annotation, cellular component: membrane.